AAUCAUGAGUAAUUAUGUGAUCAGUGCAGCAGAUCAACUAAUCAUUCAAUCAGGUAGAAUCAACUAUCCAACUCCUAGGAACACCAUUUAAUUGUGAAAUUGUACAUCCAGGUUAAUCUUGUGAAAUGAACAUUUUAUCUAAGUAUUAUUGGAAAUAACUUAAUAAAGUCUUCCCAGAAUUAUGAGAUCCAAUUCUAAAGUGUACUUGCCAGUUCAUCUGAUCCCAUUUCUACUUUACAAAAGAAAAUAAUUCAUGAAGAAGUAUCAAUAAUAUCCUUAACCAAAUAGUCCUUUAUCCACAUUGGGCAGAGCACUUGUUUCAUAUUUUAAGAGCAUAUGUUUCCUCUCCUUUAUGGUUCAAAUCCUCCGUUACAAUUGGUGCAAACAAAAAAAUCUCCUUAAAAAGGUUGAUCCAUUUGUUCCAUUGUCUGGUGGUUUCAUAAGUUCAUUUGCUCUUCUUCUUGAGUCUAAUACUAGGUAUUUUUGGAAUCUAAAUGUAGAGCAAUGGAAAUUUGCUUAAGUAUUGUUCCGAGAUUUUGCGAAACCAUCAUAAACCUAUUAAAGAGCAGGGGGAAGAUGAUGGACAUUCCUCGAGGAGAUGUUAUUGUUUUCUCAUUUGUUAUUGCCAUCAUCCAUUACUAUUAUUAACAUGAUGUAAGAUUGCUUAUUUAACAAUAGCCAAAAUCUUUAAAAAACACAUAUUACAAGGUGUUUGAAAAAAUAUGGGGAAUAAAUUGAAUCUAUAAUUUGUAUUUAUU
Paramecium octaurelia is the source of this 758-nucleotide messenger RNA. Lineage: Eukaryota; Ciliophora; Oligohymenophorea; Peniculida; Parameciidae. The record is from the annotation of a GenBank genome assembly.